Messenger RNA from Hipposideros armiger (great roundleaf bat), 1445 nucleotides. It is a transcript of the gene COMMD10, whose product is annotated as COMM domain containing 10. The record is from RefSeq and is a predicted model, not a curated record. Bases 62 to 640 code for a protein of 192 amino acids. The transcript is spliced from 7 exons. Lineage: Eukaryota; Metazoa; Chordata; Mammalia; Chiroptera; Hipposideridae.
GCCGCCAUUGGCUGGGAUCGGAGCAGCUGACGGGCAGCGGCCGGGCGGGGGAGCUUCAAGGAUGGCGGCGUCCGCGGCGCUGAUCCUGCGGGAGAGCCCCAGCAUGAAAAAAGCAGUGUCGCUGAUAAAUGCAAUAGAUAUAGGAAGAUUUCCACGAUUGCUCACCCGAAUUCUUCAAAAACUUCACCUGAAGGUCUGGUACUGUAGCUCAUUGUGUCAAAAAGAUGUAGUCACAGAAAUUCUGGAACUUUCAAAUCAAAACAUUGCUCUUAAGGCAGUAUAUCAUAACGUGAAGCCAGCAGCUUUGCAGCAGCAGUUAGAGAAUAUUCAUCUUAGACAAGACAAAGCAGAAGCAUUUGUCAGCGCGUGGUCUUCUAUGGGUCAAGAAACGGUUGAAAAAUUCAGGCAGAGGAGUCUCGCUCCCCACAAGCUAGAGACGGUGGGAUGGCAACUUAACCUUCAGAUGGCUCACUCUGCCCAAGCAAAACUAAAAUCUCCUCAGGCUGUGUUACAGCUAGGCGUGAGCAAUGAAGACUCAAAGAGUUUGGAGAAAGUUCAUGUGGAAUUCAGUCACAAGGAGUUGUUUGAUUUCUAUAACAAGCUAGAGACCAUACAAGCGCAGCUGGAUUCCCUCACAUGAUGCUCUUGAAGACUGGUUUCUCCAUCACAUUCCUGCCACCUCAUUAUUUGGCUUUGAAGAUAGACUGCCAGGUUGUGUUUUCUGAAGGAUUCAGUAGUUUUCUUCUUGUAAAUUGUAUGGUUUAUCACUUCUUAGACAAAUAAGAGCCAAGGGAGAUCAUUGUGCUGAGGACUGAGGCUCUCAUAUACUUUCUCUCGUUCUGUGAGCCAACAGCAAGCAAUUGUUAAGAACGUUUUGCUUUAAAUGAAACAAAAGUGAAUACCAUAUUGUUUUUACUGUCCUGUUUUUGCUUUAUUGCCUAACCAGUUUAUUUUUUACAUAUUUGAUGAUUCCCAUGUGUAUCGAGGAGGGUCCAUGGAUAUAAGGUAUAAUGUGUACCUUAGACUACAGACCUUCAGUCAUUACAUUAAUAAAAGUAAGAAAGCAGUCACAUGCAAUUAAAUAUAUUACAGCAUUUUUCCUUGAAUAUAAUGAGUAUAUUUUACUUUGGAAAUAACAUAGGAGAGAAAUUUAAAAUAGAGCUAGUAACAGCAUACCAGGUAAUUCCAGUGUGAGCUUCUCUGUGCACUUUUAUUUUUUCUCUGUGUUUAAUGAUUUAAUAAUAGUCCAAGUUUUGUAUGCUUUUCUUUGUACUGCAAAUUAAUAAUGAUUCACUUCAUAGUGUGGGAGACAGAUUCAGAUCAUUAAUAAAAGGAUUGUAAUGAGUGCUAAAUGUGUGUGCUUAGAAUUAAAAAAACACAUACCUUUUACAUUCUCUACCUGUAUAUAUGUUAAUUUCAGUCAAUAAAAUUUUUAUGUCUUAGAA